This is a messenger RNA of Diceros bicornis minor, 2368 nucleotides long. RefSeq names its product Scm polycomb group protein like 4 (gene SCML4). The record is from RefSeq and is a predicted model, not a curated record. NCBI's taxonomy places the organism in Eukaryota, Metazoa, Chordata, Mammalia, Perissodactyla, Rhinocerotidae. Gene Ontology annotation, molecular function: protein binding. Bases 54 to 1298 code for a protein of 414 amino acids. The transcript has 7 exons.
UUCUGCCUGUGAGCGAUUUGUCACUUCCUUCUGUAAGACUGGCACCAGCAGACAUGCAGUCUCAGAGGAUCCCGGGGAGGAAGCGAGGCCGACCCCCACUUCACUCAACACCUAUGAAGAUGGCAGUUCAUAACCUUUAUUCUGCUUCAGCUGGUUCUUUACCAGCAGUGAAGAUCCCAAAGAAAAGAGGGCGGAAACCCGGGUACAAGCUCAAGUCUCGUGUUCUCAUGACUCCUUUAGCCCUCUCGCCUCCUCGGAGUACGCCGGAGCCCGACCUCAGCUCCAUCCCUCAGGAUGCGGCCACUGUCCCCAGCUUGGGGGCCCCUCAAGCUCUCACAGUCUGCCUCUACAUCAACAAGCAAGCCAACGCAGGGCCAUACCUGGAGAGGAGGAAGGUGCAGCAGCUCCCCGAGCACUUUGGGCCCGAGCGGCCCUCGGCGGUCCUGCAGCAGGCCGUGCAAGCGUGCAUCGACUGUGCCCACCAGCAGAAGCUGGUCUUCUCCCUGGUCAAGCAGGGCUAUGGUGGCGAGAUGGUGUCAGUCUCGGCAUCCUUUGAUGGGAAACAGCACCUGCGGAGUCUGCCCGUGGUGAACAGCAUCGGGUAUGUCCUCCGAUUCCUCACCAAACUGUGCCGAAGCCUCCUGUGUGACGACCUCUUCAGCCACCAGCCCUUCCCCAGGGGCUCCAGUGCCUGUGAGGAAGCCCAGGAGAAACAGGAGGGCAGGAUGGAGUCAGCAAAAGCAGUCACCACUGACGAGUGCCUGGUGAACCCUGUGAGCAUGAACCGCUACAGUGUGGACCCCUCCACCUCCGCCUUUAGCCACAGAGGCUCGUUGCCCACCUCCUCCUCGCUGUACUGCAAGAGGCAGAACUCUGGAGACAGCCACCUUGGGGGAGGCCUGGCCACCAACACCAGUGGUCCCCGCACCAGCCCCAUGUCCUCUGGAGGCCCCUCAGCACCUGGGCUGAGGUCCCCAGUCUCCAGCCCUAAGAGAAACGGGAACUCUCUAGAAGGAAACCGAUGUGCCUCAAGCCCUUCUCCAGAUGGGCAGGACGCCAGGCGGCCAAGGAGCAGGAACCCCUCCACCUGGACCGUGGAGGACGUGGUCUGGUUCGUGAAAGACGCCGACCCGCAGGCUCUGGGGCCUCAUGUGGAGCUCUUCAGAAAGCAUGAGAUUGACGGCAACGCUCUCUUGUUGCUGAAGAGUGACAUGAUCAUGAAAUACUUGGGCCUGAAGCUGGGACCUGCGCUGAAACUCUGCUACCAUAUUGAUAAGCUGAAGCAAGCCAAGUUCUGAAGGUUUUGAGAAGAUAGAAGCAAAAUCCAGAUAAGAGAUCUCAAGAUCAUCUUCUGCCUUACCAACAUCCAGCCACCAUCACAGAAUAUAUUCUCUUCUUAAAAAUAACAGCCACAAAGACUUGGUCUUUUUAUAAAACUUGUGCAUCUUUGCCUUUUAAAAAAUUCAACAUGGCCCUUUUGAAAGGCUCCUCUGUAUUAAUGAUUUGCCAAAAAAUUGCAAAAAAGCCUAUUGUUUUUAACAUUCCUGAUAGGUUGGUUGCUCUUAGAGUGGGUCCUGUUUUUAUAAUGAGAGAAUGGGGAACCGGAUGCCAUCGCUCAAGGAGAAGGAUCUCAAAAGAUAUGAGAAGGACUUUUGUCUCUGCAGGCUCUGCAGGGACACCCACCACAGCACAACCUGUCUUUAACUCUGACCCGGCGACCUCUCAUUGUGAGCCUUGUUUGAUUCAGCUCUGGAAGCUGUCUUCUGAGGAUAAAUGCCUCACAUCGCACUAUCUGGAAAACUUGAAUUCUUUUGCUCUCUGAAAGAGAGGAAAAAAAAUCUUUUCUAGUCUUAGUUAUCUGAAGUACUAUGUUGCCCCACUAGAGGGCAGACUGCUAACGAAAUUUCAGGACCCUCACUGCAGUAGCCUGGUAAUUCGGUACUCAGUAGAUGGGUUAGGGUUUCUGUGAACCAGAUCUAGCUUACACAGACAUAGGGAAUUUAUUCCACAGUCAGCACCACAGAUUGUAACUUGAGAAGAAACUGUCUUCUAGAAGGUUCUAGUUCGUAUCCAAUCAUUAUUGAUGACUGAGAUGCACAAGCAGCGAAGGCAAGAAUUUGGAAGUAUAUUCUUCCCAGAUGGGGCUUUGGAGUUCCUUCCCUUCCAGAGUCCUUACUGAGGUGUUGAUGUGUUGGCACGCCGAAGAGUCUUAGUGACAUUUAGCCAUGAGUGUUUCUUUAAAAAAGAAGAAGAAAAAUGUCUCCACUAAUCUUUGCAAUGGGAGAGUGUUGAUUUCUAGUUACAUUGCUGGAUUAUGUAGUUGUAUCUGUGGCUACUUUUUCUAGUCCUCAACAAAUACACAGACAUG